This is a messenger RNA of Lathyrus sativus (Indian pea), 1128 nucleotides long. NCBI's taxonomy places the organism in Eukaryota, Viridiplantae, Streptophyta, Magnoliopsida, Fabales, Fabaceae. The record is from the annotation of a GenBank genome assembly.
AUGGCAUCCUCAACCCCUCAAGUCAUAACCUGCAAAGCUGCAGUGGCAUGGGGAGCUGGAGAGGCAUUGGUAAUGGAGGAAGUGGAGGUCAAUCCUCCCCAACCAUUCGAGAUUAGGAUUAAAGUUGUCUCCACCUCUCUAUGUCGUAGUGAUCUUUCUGCUUGGGAAUCUCAUGCUAUAUUUCCUCGCGUAUUUGGCCAUGAAGCAUCGGGGGUUGUUGAGAGUGUGGGGCUAGAAGUGACUGAAUUCAAAGAAGGCGACCAUGUGCUAACGGUUUUCAUCGGAGAAUGCAUGUCAUGCAAGCCGUGCAAAUCAGGAAAAAGUAAUAUUUGUCAAGUUUUGGGAUUGGAAAGAAAAGGCUUAAUGCAUAGUGAUCAAAAGACAAGAUUCUCAAUAAAAGGGAAGCCUGUUUAUCAUUAUUGCGGUGUUUCAAGUUUUAGCGAAUACACAGUUGUCCAUUCUGGAUGUGCAGUGAAAGUUAGUCCUCAUGUACCUCUCGACAAAAUAUGCCUUCUAAGCUGUGGCGUCGCUGCAGGUCUGGGUGCAGCAUGGAAUGUUGCUGAUGUGACAAAAGGAUCAACAGUUGUUAUAUUCGGUCUCGGAACCGUUGGUCUUUCUGUUGCUCAAGGUGCCAAACUAAGAGGCGCAUCUAGAAUAAUCGGUGUUGACAGCAAUCCACAUAAGUGUGAAAACGCUAUAUCUUUCGGGGUUACAGAAGUUGUUGAUCCAAAUUCGUACAAAGAACCUAUCGCGCAGGUUAUUAAGCGCAUUACUGAUGGCGGAGCCGAUUUCUGUUUCGAAUGUGUCGGUGACACUGAUAUGAUAACAACCGCAUUGCAAUCAUGUUGUGAUGGCUCGGGUUUGACUGUAACACUUGGUGUGCCAAAGGUGAAACCCGAGAUGUCGGCUCAUUAUGGAUUAUUCUUAACAGGAAGAACAUUAAAAGGAUCUCUAUUUGGAGGAUGGAAACCUAAAACUGAUCUUCCUUCACUAGUAGAAAAAUAUAUGAACAAGGAAAUUCAGAUCGAUGACUACAUAACACACAAUUUGGAUUUUGAUGACAUUAACAAAGCUUUCAAUCUCAUGAAAGAAGGAAAGUGUCUUCGAUGUGUUAUCCACAUGCCAUGA